CUUAUUAUUCAACCGGAUCUAUUUAAGCUACAGCUUAUGUUUGAAUCUUCGAGUUCAGUAUCAUUUGCGAUUUUUCCAGCGAUACGUUAAGUACUUGUUUGUUUUAAUCGAUUUUGUAUAAUUUGUGUUAAUUUAACAUAAACAAGAUGAUGAAAUUCGUGAUUCUUUCAUUAGUCUGUGUUGCCGUGGUUUCUGCACAAUUUGGCGGUGGUGGCCGCCCUAUUGGCGGCGGUGGUUUCCAACAGGGCGGUGGUGGUUUUCAACAGGGUGGUGCCAGUGGUGGUUUCGGCCAAGGUGGUCAAAGUGGUUAUGCACAGGGAGGCGGCAGUCAAGGUAGCCAAGGUGGACAAAAUAGCUACGUCCAUAAAGAACAAAGCAGUGUUACUGCUGGUAGUUCAAGUGGUGGAUCACAAGGCAGUCAAGGCGGUUUCGGCCAAGGUGGUCAAAGUGGUUAUGGUCAAGGUGGUUUCCAACAAGGCGGUUCAAGUGGUUUUGGUCAACAAGGUAGCGGUUAUAAUCAACAGGGUGGCGGUUUCAACAGAGGUUGAUUUACACCACUCAUCAGAUAAAGUAAACUCGCCCAUUCAACCAGCUAAUUUCACAGAUAUUAGAACCGAUUCGAAACCAGUUAAUAAUUUAGUUCUAGAUCAGAUCAAUUUUUGUAACAAAUAUGUUGAUUGUUAAUUUAAAUUACGUAAAAUGUUUACAUAAAUCGAAACUAAUUUGUAAUAUGUACCUACACAAGAUAUUUCAAUACCUAGCUCACUGGAAAGUUUACCUUUGUAAAAAAUGGUAAAUAAGUACACAUCUGAACAUACCUCCAUUCAAACUCAAUAAAAUUCCAUGUUUCAGCAA
Molecule: messenger RNA, 855 nt
Organism: Planococcus citri (citrus mealybug)
Lineage: Eukaryota; Metazoa; Arthropoda; Insecta; Hemiptera; Pseudococcidae
Exons: 2
Coding region: 147-548 (133 amino acids)
Source: RefSeq, a predicted model, not a curated record